Messenger RNA from Rhea pennata, 2370 nucleotides. Its product is annotated as maestro heat-like repeat-containing protein family member 7. The coding region runs from base 1 to 2370 and encodes 789 amino acids. The transcript has 17 exons. Gene Ontology annotation, cellular component: cytoplasm. NCBI's taxonomy places the organism in Eukaryota, Metazoa, Chordata, Aves, Rheiformes, Rheidae. The record is from RefSeq and is a predicted model, not a curated record.
AUGGAGAGAUGCCCUGGCGUCUCCAUGAGAACUGGGGUCAAGGAGGAGGAUGGACCCCCAAGCUGCCCCAUGGAGGCCUGUGAGGAGGCUGAGCAGGCAGAUGUGGUCCUUAGGGCCAUCGAGGGCAUGAAGGACAGCAGUGCCUACAACACCUCAGCGGCAACACACGUGCUCGAGGAUAUGAUGGGAUACUGCGCUGCCAAGCCAGAACACUUGCAGCUGACUGUGGCACAUAUCUAUGAGCACCUGCCAGGCAUCAGUGAGGCCGCAGCCCGGGACAUGCUCAAGACCUUCCUUCUCCGCCUGACAUGCCACUACCCCAGUGAGGUGGUCACUGGCCUGCUGAGCUGCUCCCCGACCUGUGACAGUGUUGCCGUGGCCAUGUGGGAGGUGAUGGUCUCCCAGUCUUUGACAGCGGAGAAGGUGCUGCAGGAGCUGCUCUGUGUGCUGCAGGAGCGGCCCUUCUGCAAACCGGGCACCACCAUCAAGGACCUCAGCUGCAUCCUCCCUCUGACCGCAACCCGGGCACUGAACAUCAUCCUCCUGCAGCACACGUGCAAGCAGCAGGUGAAGGCACUCUUCCCCCGCCUCUACCUGGCGCUCUUCUUCCAGCUGUCCUUUACCAUCGUCUGUGCGCAAGAGGACAUCCCUGCCUUCAGCCGUGAGGGCAAACUCAUGCCUCACAGGCCUGUCAGGGUGGUGGUGCAAGCCAUGCAGGCGUUGUUGUGCUGCAGCGGCUAUAGGGAGCAGGUCACUGCCAUGCAGCAGCGAGGUGGCUGGGACAUGAUCAGCCAGCCUGAGACUCACCUCACGGGGGUGACCUUGCUGGCCAGGCAGAUGCAGGGCAACCCCCUGGAGGAGCGUACUGAGGUCUUCCUGAACCUGAGCGUGGCCCUGAGGGGCAAGGACAGGUGCCAGGAGAUCCCUUCUAUGGCCUUCUUCAUCGAGCUGCUGCAGUGCCCUGAUCUGUGCGCGGCAGAUGACGAGGUGGCACUGAGCCUCUGCCAGGAGCAGCUGGGCAACGAGCGCCGAGUCAUGCGCUGGCUGGCGCUCCGCGGCCUCCUCUUCCUCUCUGAGAGACCCGCCACAGCAAGGAAGAUGCAGAAGCUGAUCCCGGACAUGGUGAAGCAGCUGCAGGACGCUGACGGGGAGACAGAUGCCAAAGCGCUGGUGGUGCUGAGUAACGUGCUGCACCACAUCACCCCAUCGCAAAGCAGCCGGUUAGCUGUGCACCUGGCCCAUGACCUUCUGUCCCUCUUCUCCAGUGAGGUCAGAGCGGUGCGGGAGCUGGCCAUGCAGCUCUUUGGGGAGCUGCUGAGCCGGGCAGCAGGCAGCGAGAGGCAGCAGAUGAAGCAGGUGGCACGCCAGGGACUGCUGCCCCUCUUCCUGCAUCUGAGUGACCCACACCCCGGGGUGGCACAGGCGGCCCAGGCAGUCCUCGUGGACGCUGCAAAGCUCCUACGCUGGAAGCAGCUCCGGAAGCUGGCCGAGAGAGCACAGAUCUGGGGUAUUGGCGAGUACCUGGUGCGGAAUGCCGGGCCAGUAGCCAGCGAGUAUGUGAGCUGCAGCUGCCGGUACCUGGAGGAUCCCCGGAUGCCCCUGCGGGAGCAGGCGGCAUACUUCCUCGUACUUCAGCGCUUGGAGAAUGACAGCAGCCCCACAGUCCGCUUCCUGGCAACCUUUCAGCUGGUAGUGGAAGGCAAACCAACGGCCAAGGCUGCCGCCAGCAGCUCCCUGCGGGAGAAGGCAGCCAAAGGAGAGCUGCGGAGAAGUAAAGAGCGGCAUCCGGUCAAGCUCCUGCAGAGUCGCGAGGAGCUUCCUCUCCCCAUGCUGUCAGGCUCAGGGGCAGCCCCGAAGCAGGAAGAGACAGAGAAGACGACUGCUGCCAGUUUGCUCCCACCAUGUCCAGGCAGCUCCCCCAGGACAAAGGAGGCCAGUAAGAAGAAACCAACACCUCCAGGCACGUCCACAGCUGCACUCGCUGCACUCGCUGCUCCCGAGGGCUCGAGAAGGCUAGUGCACACGACGAAGGAGGCCAGCAAGCAGAAAUCAAUGCCUCCAGCCAGGUCCACAGCUGUGCUCGCUGUUCCCGAGGGCUGCAGGAGACUCUUGCAGGAAACGUGGAGGCUGUCUGCACAGUGGGAGCAAAAGCAGAGCCUGGGCUCCUUGUACAGGGAGCGACACAAACAAGCACAGGCAGAAUGGGCUGCCUGGAAAGCCUGCCUUGCAGGGGAGGAGCGAGAGCCGGCCCAGCCCACACAGUCUGUCCUUCCUUGGCAGAGCGCUGCCACCGAGACACGUUGCAGUGCAGGCUGGAUCCCUGUUCAGGCCAAGCUCUUGGCCCCACCCAAUCAGCCACAUGCUGACUAA